CCUGCAUCUCGUCGUAUCUCGCCCGUCAUAUCUCACCCACAACCCGUCGCAGCCCAUCGCAAUCCAUCGCAAUCCAUCGCAAACUCAUCGCAGCGUAACCCCCCCCCCCACUCCAGCAGUCCACUUGCCAUGUCAAACGGAAAGGCCAUCCCCAUCAAGAUCUCGGCUCAGGUCCAGCAGGACGCCGAUAUGCUCAGCUCUUCCGUCGCCAACCAGAUCGCCACCGAGUACUUCACCUUCGAUGCCAACCCGACGAGCGUCGUCAAGCCCGGCGUCCGGGUGGCCAUCGUCGGCAAGGGCGACGACGGCGAAUAUCCCGAGGUCGAGGAGGUCGCCCAGCACCAUGCCAAGCAGACCGUCGGCAUCGUCAAGCAGAUCCUGACCCACAACUACAUCCACCCGAACGUCAUCGAGGUCGAGCUCAUCUCGGGUGCCGUCGGCCGAGUCGCCCGCGUGAUUACUCCCGAGGAGCACGCGGCCGAAGAAGCCCAUGGCUCCCAGGAGGCCCUGUCGCCCGAGCUCAAGCCCUGGGCCUGCUCCGCGUGCACCUACCUAAACCCGCUGUACAAUACCGAAUGCGAGGCCUGCCAGACCAAGAAGCCGCUCGCCCUGGCCGCCUGGACCAACAUCCAGUCCAACUGAGUGCCCAUCAAUGUGUGCCACUCGGCCCGCUCGGAUGUCCACUGGCUGCGUCGGGUUUGAUCGCCUCUUCUGACCGCCUCUUCUGAUCGCCUCUCCUGAUGGCCCGCGGUCGUGUCUCGGACAUACUCCCCUCUGCGUCCUGGGCAUCGACUGUCCCCACCCCCACAAUUCCACCUCCCCUCCGUCACACCGGCGUCUUAUCCCUGCCGUUGAAAUACAACCGAGACCGGGCCAUGUACAUUGACGAUGCCUCCGAGACGACGACCGCCACAUGGCGCCUCACAGACUUGUGUCGUCACGAGACUCACUCCAUUUGCUCGUCG
Molecule: messenger RNA, 965 nt
Organism: Polychytrium aggregatum
Lineage: Eukaryota; Fungi; Chytridiomycota; Chytridiomycetes; Polychytriales
Exons: 2
Coding region: 190-642 (150 amino acids)
Source: RefSeq, a predicted model, not a curated record